Messenger RNA from Xiphophorus maculatus (southern platyfish), 1801 nucleotides. RefSeq names its product FERM domain-containing protein 6-like. The transcript has 13 exons. The record is from RefSeq and is a predicted model, not a curated record. Gene Ontology annotation, cellular component: cytoplasmic side of apical plasma membrane; cytoskeleton. The coding region runs from base 5 to 1333 and encodes 442 amino acids. Lineage: Eukaryota; Metazoa; Chordata; Actinopteri; Cyprinodontiformes; Poeciliidae. Gene Ontology annotation, biological process: positive regulation of hippo signaling.
GACGAUGAGGACGAAACAAAUGAGACAUGUCUCCGUUCUUCUGCCCAACAAACAGCAUCUGGAUUGUUCUGUCAGAAGGCGAGCCAGAGGCCAGGAAGUGAUGAAAACGGUGCUGCGUUCGCUCGGUGUCGGCGAUCUCCAAGUGUUUGGUCUGGCUCUUCUCAGAGACAACGAAUAUCUUUUUCUGGAUUUGGAACAAAAGCUGAGGAAAUAUUUUGGUAAAACAUGGAGCAGGAACUCCCUAAAGGUUCCAUUCAUCGUAUUUCUCAGAGUGAAGUUUUAUUUAGAAAAUGGGCUGCUGAUAUUGAGCAGCAAGGUGCAGCAACUUUACUACUGGGAGCUGAGGCAGAAAGUGCUGCAAUCCCAGGACCACCAACAGGAAGCUCUGCUAUUCCAGCUGGCAGCUUCAGCGCUUCAGGCUGAAGUCGGAGAUCUGGAACGUGGAGAAGGAGCUGAAGACGAGGGAGGAGAUGAGAAAAAAGAGAGAGUGCAAUACUUUCUGCCAGAAGAUUACUUUCCACCUUGGCUAAUAAAUCACAGAGGGAGAAACUUCCUUCUCCAACACAGUCCAGUGUUGCACGGUGAGCUGAGAGGGACGCCGCGCCGCCGAGCCAUCCUGCAGUUCAUAAAGGAGGCCAGCAGCCUGCAGGAUGCAGCGCUGACUUUCUACAGGAUGAAGCAGGGGAAAAAUGAGCUGAGAAGUUCGAUCCUUCUCGGCGUGGCGCUGGAUGGAGUCUAUAUCUAUCAGGAGGUGGAAGGGAAGCAGCGUGUACUGUUUGCUUUUACCUGGUCUGAGAUCGACCGGUUUACUUUCCAGGGCAGCAGGUUUGAAAUAGCUGCAGUCGACUCAAAGCUGGUAUAUUACACCCACUCAGCCUUCCACUCAAAGCACAUUUUGAAACACCUGAGCGACAGCCAUCGCUUCUACGUGAACAGCAAGGACGCAGCUUGCUACAUCCAGCAGCUGGAAGACAUGCAAACCUGUCAGCUCCACAGAGAGGCUUAUAUCUGUGACAUGACACAUUUAAGACAGAGACUCCGAUGUUACAACCUCACUGGAUCAGCGUCAGAUUGCAGCAACGUGGAGACGGACACAACCUGGAACAAAGACGGAGCGGAGGAGGAGCAAAGUCCUCUAUCAGAGGUUGAAUCUGAAGAGGCUUUUGUCGAUGACCCAGCAGAAGUGACCUGGCUAGCUGAGUUCUUAUACGGUGCGUCUGUUGACGGACCGUUACGGCUCCCAUCUUCCACCUGGGCAGCUGUGACCAUGGAAAUGAAGCAGGUUUUGUGUAAAAGAGUGGGUGCAGCCUCUCGCUCUUUUGACUCACAGUGAAAAGCAAGGGGAGUUUGUCGCAUGUUCUGCAGCUCAGGACAAGACGAUGACGCACAGCAAAACAGUGGAAAUAUAUCAACAAAAUAUUCUGUUUUCUACAAAUUUGCAUUCAGAAUAAAACCAAAAUAUAUGUUUAAAAUAAUCUGCCAGUAUGCUGAGCAUCCCUUGGAUGCUAUUAUUAUGUUUAUUAUUAUGCUUAUGUUGCUAUGCUGAUCUCACAUUGGUUUAAUAAAGCAUUCUUUAAACAGGCCAUUAUGCUGCUUAAUACAAUAAAGUAAAUUUAAUUUUAUUGUAAAAUGUAACCCCUACAUAAUGCUAGUAUUAUGUUUCCAUUAGUUUUUGCAGGCUUAAAAUCACCACAGUAAGUGUAUAGCUUUAACACAUUUUUCCUCAUGCUGCAACCACAACCUUUUUAUGCAUAGUGUGAUUUUAUGUGAUACACCAACAUGAACUAGAAGUAAUUAAGGU